AUGGUGCUGCGCUGGCAGCAGCCGCCCGUGCUGAGCCACGAGUUUGUGCUGCAGAACCACGUGGACCUGGCUGUGUGUGUGGUCAUGUUCUUCGUGCUGGGGCUGCUGUCCGAGUGCACGGUGUCCCUGGUGUUCCAGACGCGGCAGCACCGUGUCCCCGCCCCUGCUGAGGGCCCGCCCAACCUGGCCUUCUUCUACUCGCUGGUGGCCGUCCUCCUGCAGGAUUGCGUGCUGGACCGCGUGCGCUGCCUGCAGCUGCCCUGCACACGCCAGUGACGCUUCCAUGAGGCCGGCCAGCUGGGCGCCUUCUACCUGCUGUCAUUUACGUGGGGCUUCGCGGUGCUGCUGGCCAGGGCUGCCUGGCCGAGCCCCCGCCUGUGGAGCAUGCCGCCGGCCACCACGACCUUCCGUACCAAGCUCUUCUGCGUGGCGCAGCUGGCCUACUGGUGCCAUGCGGUGCCAGAGCUCUACUUCCAGGGGACGUGCCCGCAGGACCUGCCGUGCCGGCUGGUCUACAUGGGCCUGCACCUGCUCCACCUGCUCCUCCCGCUCCACCUGCUCCACCUGGGGCUGCUGCUGCCCACGCACCAUGUCGUGGAGCUGCCAUUCAUCCUGGGCUGUCUGGGGACCCUCGUGGUGUCGUCCACCGUGGGCCUCCGCCUGGCUGAGGGGCAGUCCCAGAACCCGGACGUGGCAACGUUGCUGGCGGCCAAGGUCGCCGUGCUCCUAUCUUGCUGCACCAUCCAGGCCUGCCUCACCUGGGGCCUCUUCAACACCCAGCUGCAGAGGUUGGUGGAGGGCGACGCCCCCCUGCCGGCCCCCACAGGCAGGAAAUCGCCCUUCAUUAGGGUUCAGCUGCAGACAGGCGUGAUGGACUUUCCCGGCAGCGUUAAGCAAGACCGCCUCAGCCCGGUCACAGGGGGACCUCAGGAGGGCGUCGAAAGCUGGUCGUCCAGCAGUCCCGUGAAUGACAAGGGCAAGAAGACAAGGCACUAA
This is a messenger RNA of Artibeus jamaicensis (Jamaican fruit-eating bat), 996 nucleotides long. It is a transcript of the gene TRAM1L1, whose product is annotated as translocation associated membrane protein 1 like 1. Gene Ontology annotation, cellular component: endoplasmic reticulum membrane. Gene Ontology annotation, biological process: SRP-dependent cotranslational protein targeting to membrane, translocation; protein insertion into ER membrane. The record is from RefSeq and is a predicted model, not a curated record. NCBI's taxonomy places the organism in Eukaryota, Metazoa, Chordata, Mammalia, Chiroptera, Phyllostomidae.